UUAGCAUUGACUGCAAUAGCUAUACAUUGAAUACAUUGAAGUGCUGUUCGAUGUUGUGUUGCGUCGAGAGUUAGACAGACAUUGACUCACAUAUGUAUCGAUGAUUUGAUGACUACUUUGACUAUUGAUUUGAUUUUUAAUUAUUUGUUAAUUAUUUGUUAAUCAUAUUAUCAUUCAAUCGAUUGACUCAAUAGUGUUAACACAAUAACUGGUUGUUACUCAUCGAUCAAUAGUAUGUGUGAUUAGAUGUCGAGUACAGCCAUUAAUAUGAGUGAAAGUGCAGCAAACGCUACGACAACAAGUAUACCGUCGGGUCAUUCGGUAAUGGACACAAUGACGGGAGGUUUACCCAAAUUGGCUAAUAUUACACAACUUGUAGGACAUCCGGGAAUCUUCUUGCAGUCGACGUCUGCAAAAGCCAUUUCCGGAGCUUUCAUUUGGAUUGCACUCUUCAUUUCAUGUCAUCAGAUCUACCAACACUUACGCUUCUAUACGAUGCCAUCAGAGCAACGAUGGAUUGUUAGGAUAUUAUUCAUAGUUCCCAUCUAUGCUCUCGACUCAUGGCUUAGUCUACUAUUUUUUAAAGACAACUAUUAUGUUUAUUUUGAUAGUGUUAGGGAUUGGUAUGAAGCAUUUGUGAUUUACAACUUUUUGAGUCUUUGUUACGAAUAUUUGGGCGGUGAGGGUAACAUAAUGACCGAAAUCCGCGGUAAACCAAUCCGGUCGAGCUGGUGGUUCGGCACCUGUUGUCUAUCUGGUCGAACCUAUUCUAUUGGAUUUUUGCGAUUCUGCAAACAAGCGACUCUUCAAUUCUGUGCUGUAAAGCCAAUGAUGUCUAUUAUAACACUUAUAUUACAAGCAUUUGGCAAAUAUAAAGACGGCGAUUGGAGUGCCAAUUCUGGAUACUUAUAUAUAACAAUGAUUUAUAACAUCAGUGUUUCACUGGCACUCUAUGGUCUGGUGCUCUUCUAUCACGCGACCAGAGACUUGUUGUCACCAUAUGAUCCGGUCUGGAAGUUCUUCACUGUCAAGUCUGUUAUCUUCUUGUCUUUUUGGCAGGGUGUAAUUCUUGCUAUUUUUGAAAAAGCAAGUCUUAUAUCACCGGUGACGACCUUUGAAGGAGAACGAGCCAACGCUGGAACAGUUUCAGCCGGUUAUCAAAAYUUCUUAAUUUGUGUCGAAAUGUUUUUUGCAGCUCUAGCUCUUAGAUAUGCUUUUCCUUAUCAGAUAUACUCCAGCGGCUGCUCGACUGAUAGUCAGGGAAGGUCUGUAACAAUGCAGAGCAUAUCAAGCAGUUUGAAGGAGACUAUGAAUCCUAGAGACAUCAUGAAUGACGCCAUACAUAACUUUCAUCCCAAUUAUCAACAGUACACUCAAUACCAAUCGUCCACUAAAUCCAACAGUGGUUCUGCAAAACCAGUUGGAGAGACGGGAGCUUUAAAUAAGUCAAGUGCUGUUAAUGACCCUCAGACUGGCUAUAAUAGUGUCUCCAUUGAUGUGAACGCAAUGAAUGGCGUCGUGAAUAUGGCGGCCACUAUUGAGACUGAAGAGGCAAAAUCUGGUAAGAAGUCUACACCACAGCCGGGAAGACAAAUACAAACAAUUAGUCAAAAUUAUUCAGAAAAAACAACAUUAUUAUCAUCUGAUGAUGAAUUUCAAUGAAUUUUAUUCAUACCUUUUAUCUCUCCUUUUAAUGAAAAUGUUUUUUUGACUGCAUUUAUUAGGAG
Messenger RNA from Oppia nitens, 1727 nucleotides. It is a transcript of the gene Tmep, whose product is annotated as transmembrane protein 184B-like. The record is from RefSeq and is a predicted model, not a curated record. The transcript is spliced from 6 exons. NCBI's taxonomy places the organism in Eukaryota, Metazoa, Arthropoda, Arachnida, Sarcoptiformes, Oppiidae. The coding region runs from base 247 to 1662 and encodes 471 amino acids. Gene Ontology annotation, molecular function: transporter activity. Gene Ontology annotation, biological process: transport.